AUGAAUAUGUUGGAUGAUGAAGAUGACCAAAGCUUUCACGCUACGCGUGACGGCUACUCCCAUUUGAGCGAUGUCGAAUGGGAUGCGGUUGAACGAAUGGGUUCGACCAUGGGCAUCCAUGCUGUUAGCGUCAUGCUAGAGGCUCUCAAUAGAGAUGCCCAACAUGCUACUAUCGCCAAGUUCAUUCAAAAUGAACUUGACGCAGAACGCGAGAAAGUAGCCUUGCUUCACCAACAAGGUUCUCAACAAGCAGAGUUGUUGAGAGAACAAGGUGCUCAACAGUUUGAACUGUUGAGACAGCAGCAGGCUGCUGCUGGCGGGUCGAUGCACUCGCGUCGGCCCGAGACUUUGAAGAUUGACAUCUCAAAGGCGCGUCGCAUCGACGACGGGGAUAUGCAAGUUGCAUUUGCCCAGUCAAAUCUGGCAGGACGUGCCAAGACUUGGGCACUGGGGCUCAAGCUGCACGACCCAUACGCGUUUGGGUCGUUGGAAGUCUUCAAGUCGCGGCUCAGACAAACGUUUGAACCGCCUAGAGCUGAGUUCAGAGCUUGA
Peronospora matthiolae is the source of this 552-nucleotide messenger RNA. The record is from the annotation of a GenBank genome assembly. Lineage: Eukaryota; Oomycota; Peronosporomycetes; Peronosporales; Peronosporaceae.